Messenger RNA from Macadamia integrifolia, 718 nucleotides. RefSeq names its product LYR motif-containing protein At3g19508. NCBI's taxonomy places the organism in Eukaryota, Viridiplantae, Streptophyta, Magnoliopsida, Proteales, Proteaceae. The transcript has 2 exons. Bases 238 to 489 code for a protein of 83 amino acids. The record is from RefSeq and is a predicted model, not a curated record.
CUCGUUUUCCGGUUGGCCGGACCACAUCAAAGACUUCUCACUGAACCGGAAGCGGGACCCUCUAAUGAGACUACUACUCAAUUGCAGAUUUGCAGGAGCUUCCGAGCUCGGCAAGUACCACCCACUGCCGCCGCCUCUCUCUAAAUAGUUUGUGAAGGAAAAAGCUAUCGGUGAUUAAAGGGUUGGGCAGUCUCAUUUUCUGCGACGAGAGUCUGAUAAUUGAUAAAAGAUUAAGGCAUGGAGAAAGGAUUGCGGGCGUAUGGGGAGAUAUUGAGGCUAGUGAGGCGGUUGCCCAAGGACACCAGGCCCUAUUACUCUAAGUAUACCAGAGAGAACUUCGUCAACUACAGAGACGCAGAUCCCAACGACGCCAAUGCCCUCGACGAGAUCUUCAAUAGGACCUACGUCCAUGCCACUUGGGUUCUCUCCAAGUAUUCGGUGAACGUAGCGGCUGCCGAUAAGCUGAAGGAGAUCUGCUGCAAUCACUGACUUUCUUUGCCUGCCACCUGUUUGUUUAUAUUCCCAAAUAAGUACGCCAAACAUAAAUUUUGUUGAACUUGUCUGUCACGUUGGCUUUCUUCCUGAAUUAUCUCAUGUUCACUACAGUUACUACAAUAGUUUGAGAAUGUAAUUGUAGUUGUGAUAUAGUUGUUGAUUCAAUCCCAUAUAGUACUUUGCCUGAUCUAUUACAAAGUUGAACCUUUUAUGGAUUGUUGGA